ACCACACACACAGACCAAUAACAUCAAAAACAAUGGCGAAUAACGCCAAAUCUACCACAAGAAAACACUCACUUUCCUUUCUUCUCAUAACGGUCUUUGUCUUGAUCAUAACCGUUUCCAAACCAGUAACCUCUCAGAACUGCGGCUGUGCCUCUGACUUCUGCUGCAGCAAAUGGGGUUACUGUGGUCAGACAGAGGACUACUGCGGUGACGGCUGUCGUGAAGGUCCUUGCCAAGGCGGUGGUGGUGAUGAUGGAGACAAUGGCGGUGGAGGCGGGGAUGCCGUUUCACUUGAAGAAACCGUGACACCAGAGUUCUUUAACUCUAUAAUAAGUCAAGCAAGAGAUGGGUGUGCAGGUAAAGGGUUUUACUCUCACAACGCCUUCAUUGCUGCAGCUAACUCCUAUCCGAGCUUCGGUUCUUCCAUCUCCAAACGCGAGAUCGCUGCGUUCUUUGCUCACGUUACUCACGAAACUGAAUUUAUGUGCUACAUUGAGGAAAUCGAUGGACCAGCCAAGGCUGAUGACUAUUGCGACAAAGAGAACACAGACUUCCCAUGUGCACCAGGAAAGGGCUACUAUGGUCGUGGUCCGAUCCAACUCUCUUGGAACUACAACUACGGUCAGUGCGGCAGAGACCUAAACGAGAACCUAUUGGCUUCCCCAGAGAAAGUGGCUCAAGACCCAGCUCUUGCCUUCAAAACCGCUUUCUGGUUCUGGAACACUAAUGUUCGUGACAAAUUUAACCAGGGCUUUGGUGAGACCAUUAGAGCUAUAAAUGGUAUGGAGUGUAGCGGAAGAAAUCCCGCAAUCGUCGAGAAAAGGAUUGGAUAUUUCCGUGACUAUUGUGGCAAGCUUGGAGUCGAACCUGGAGAUAACCUCUCUUGUUAAGUUUUUCCUCACUAUCAAUCUGAAAAAAUAAUGUUCGAAGUAUAAUAAUAAUAAGGGAUAACAUAAGAAAAGUGUUAUCAUAUGAUGCUAAUGUAAUGAAAUGAAGGAUUUUAACUAAAAAUGCGUCAGUUUUUGGCGCAAUAUAUAAUUGAAAAAUAUAUUAUUCC
Molecule: messenger RNA, 1057 nt
Organism: Eruca vesicaria subsp. sativa (arugula)
Lineage: Eukaryota; Viridiplantae; Streptophyta; Magnoliopsida; Brassicales; Brassicaceae
Source: the annotation of a GenBank genome assembly